This is a messenger RNA of Penicillium cataractarum, 1602 nucleotides long. RefSeq names its product putative pathogenicity factor. The record is from RefSeq and is a predicted model, not a curated record. The transcript has a single exon. NCBI's taxonomy places the organism in Eukaryota, Fungi, Ascomycota, Eurotiomycetes, Eurotiales, Aspergillaceae. Bases 1 to 1602 code for a protein of 533 amino acids.
AUGGAUCGAUCCAAUACUGGGCAGCCUCCCUCUGGCAGCCAGCUGCCGGGCAUCCCAGAUGAUCAAGUCGGUACCGCAGACCUUGAUGGACAAGACUACCCGUGGCAGCGCCAGACCACCAGCUCGAAUCCGAACACCCAGACCACCCACGCCCACCCUCAUCCCCAUGCGCAUCCGAUGCAAAUGGAGCCCCAUGUCCCGACUGGAAACCAGCGAGGAUAUUCCGACUUCCAUGACUCGCCUACUUCGGUUGCUCCCGCACCCCCAACCCCUCAGGUCUAUGACAACGUCCCAUAUCAAACCGUCACUCCGAACUACGCUCAAUACCCUCAGUACCCUCAGUACCCUCAAAUCCCUCAGCAGGCAUAUGGCAACGGCGCCCUGCCUCCUGGAACCUGGGUUUUCCUUCCUUACAAUCACGGUCAAAAUCAACUGCCUCCCAUCACCUCGCUGAACUUCGCCCCCUUCUCCACCGGUGCUUGGAACGCAGGAAACCCCCAUGGUCCUCAGGUGCCACAGGCUAUGUAUUACGGUUCCUCCCCAUCGCAAAUGACCCAGCCAUCGCCAUUCCUGCCACCUCUUCCGGGUUUCAUGUCCCAUUCCUAUGGCCAGCAGCCUGCCCAUAGCCAGCAGCAUAUCGAUCAACUGGCCGCCAACUCGCCUCAGGUUCAGCCCGAAGAACCGACAGAGCAGGAGGAAGACGAUGACAAGUUCAAGCCCCUCUGCGAAUUCUCCCAACCCUGCAGCAUGAGUCCCAGCCCGGAUGGCCUCCACUUCAGAAAGAUUGUUUCCCACCUCUUUGGCAGAAACAAGGCAUCCACAAAGCUAUUCCCCGAGUCAGUUUGGGUCUAUUAUUGCAGAAAACAUUACCAGCGGGCCAGAUAUCGCGCUGAGCAAUGGCCCUUCAAUCAGUGUGAGCUGUUGCUGCAGUCCUUGGACCGCAUGGAAGAAUGGGGGUACGUCCUGAGCUUUGAGCUCCGACUUCGUCGCCGCGAGGCCCUGCGAACUGAUGGACAGGGUGAGAGACCCGCUCCGAGUGGUCUUCUCCAGAACGGCCGCAGACACCCAACCGCCAUCACUGCUCCCGUCCCUGACUGGCUCCAGCGGGAGGUCGGCGCCGGCAAUUCGUUCAAUGACAUUCGCGACAUCGUCAGGCGCAUCGAGGCCUACCUCACCAGCAUCCAGAAACAAGAGGACGCCAAGCGAGAGAGCCGGACCAAGGCCAACGCUGUAGGCAACCUCACCAAGGAUGAGAAGAAGGUCGCCCAAAAUGCGGCGUACCGGGAGCGCAACAGCCUCGUUCGCUUCCCCGACAUUGAAAUCCUGCCAACCUUCCACCCGGACGUGUUGGAGGAUGCCAAGCGGCGGUCGGCUCAGAAGAAGAGCGGCCAACAGGCGGAGCAGGCGGAUGAAGGCGGAGUUGAGGGCGGAGUUAAGGACGACGUCGGUGAAGAAGAGGGGGAGUACCUGAGUGAAGACGGCGAGGACCUCGUCGCCGAGGCGGCUAACCAACUCCAACGCCGCAAGAAACUGCACCUGAAGGUGGGUGGUCGAAUCUCUUCCCGGGGUUCGAUCAAGAAGCCCGCCAAGAAGGAGGAGUAG